AGUUGCCGAAGCUAGCUGCGCUGAGAGGAAGAAGGCUGCCAAGUAACAAAAGUCAUCCAUCGAACUCAAGUUAUAACGUUAGAGAUGUUUUAACAAUUUCUUUCUAUGAAAAAUGUGUGGCUCAGUAUCCCGUCUUCAGCUUACCCUAGCUAUUAUAAAACCUGAUGUUGUAGCACAUCCUUACAAAUUUGGGACAAUAAAGCAGAUAAUUCUUCAGAAUGGGUUUCUUGUUGUUUGCUCGAAGAGGUUGCAGUGGUCAAAAUCAGAUGCAGCAAGAUUCUAUGCCGAACAUGAAGGUCGAUUCUUCUACAAUCGUCUUGUUGGCUUUAUGACGAGUGGUCCUAUGUGUGCUCAGGUUUUGGCAGGAGACAAUGCAAUAGAAAGAUGGCGGAAAUUGAUGGGACCUACAAAAACAUUCAGAGCGAAACACCUUGAACCAAACUCUAUCCGUGGAGAGCAUGGCUUAACAGACACAAGGAAUGCAGCUCAUGGCUCAGAUUCCCCUGAGACUGCUGCGAAGGAAAUCAACUUUUUCUUCCCAGAAUUCAAUAUCGCCCAAUGGUAUGAGCGGGAUGAACCAUUAUUCAGAGGAGGGGAGAUUGACUUUUGUACAGAUAGAGGGAUCCAUAUACCAAAUCCAAGCUUCAUGUAUUCAGAAAGAUGACACAUGUUAAAAUGACAUUUAUUAAUUUAUACAACUGUAUGAGGGUAGAUAUUCAGAAAGCAGAAAAGAGUCAUGUUGAAAUCUUUAAAUUAUUUGAGUGUGUUUACUCUUGCUCAAUAAAGAAGCUGUGCUUCUGAUCGUACAUGUAUGAGAAUCUCACCACCCAGCCCGAAAAACCAAAACAAGUCACAAAGUUGUAUCAGUUCGGGAAACAGUGCAACAUUCCUUGAUCAUCCAUUGAUUUGUUGUCAUAAAUGCUGAAGGAUCGCAUGCACAAAAAUGUAAGAGCAGCAUCGUGCGAACAGCCAUAACCGAAGUUUAGUUUGGUAAAGUUUGGUUUUCAUGUGGUGCGCAAACUGUUUGUGAUGGAUUCAAAUCCCCCCCCCACCCCUCCACAAAUGGCAAAGACACACUUUGCUUAUAAUGCUCUAAUAGCAUACUGAAUAUACUCGGGGUCUUAGUAGCAUAUGACAAACUGCUCGCCAAGUUACAUGUAGGUGACUGUAUUCAAAUUGUAUGGUGAAUUCAAACGCUUCUCUUUUAUCUCCCAAGUUUUCAAUGCCCAACUAUACAGUGGCUCAUUUA
Molecule: messenger RNA, 1249 nt
Organism: Lytechinus variegatus (green sea urchin)
Lineage: Eukaryota; Metazoa; Echinodermata; Echinoidea; Temnopleuroida; Toxopneustidae
Gene: nme6
Product: nucleoside diphosphate kinase 6-like
Exons: 5
Coding region: 113-664 (183 amino acids)
Biological process (GO): GTP biosynthetic process; CTP biosynthetic process; UTP biosynthetic process
Molecular function (GO): nucleoside diphosphate kinase activity
Source: RefSeq, a predicted model, not a curated record